AUGUCGACCUCCAACAUCGACGCGCUCCCUUACUACGACAAGCAGGUCGAGGACCCAGCUGUCAAGGCCCGCGCCCAGGCGCUCAUCGAAGCCGAGCUGAGGUCGACCCCAGUGGUCAGCGACGAUGACCCGAGGUUGCCGGCGAACGUUGACGUCUUCCCUAAAAACGCCGCUCUGGCAUCGCUGUUGGACAACUAUGCCGAGGAGCCGAUCCGCGCCAUCGAUGCGAGCAAGUACAACCCCCCCAGCGUGGCCGAGGGCGCGAGCUUGGAGGAGCUGGCGGAGGCUGUGAACAGGGGACGGAUAGGCGAGGGUCACAUGUCGCUGAGGAAUGAGAACGUCGGCGUGCUGCAGACCUACGGCCCCAACGCAUGGCUGGUCCGCAACUACCAGCUCAACUCGCAGCUCACCGAGCUGCAAGGCACCCUCACCAACCUCAAGGAGCAGGUCACCGAGGUGAACCGCGCCCGUAGGGUGUAUCAGGAGGAGCAGGGCGAGCACCUCGGCCGUCUCGAGAACCGCUGGGGCGACCUCGUGAGCAGCUCUGUCCAGCUCGAGAUGGCGUGCACAGCCAUGAACAGUGAGGUCGCUGGCCUGCGUGAGCGUGAGGCCGAGCUGCGCGCCGAGGUUGAGGCGCUCGAGGCCCAGGCAUAG
This is a messenger RNA of Apiotrichum porosum, 654 nucleotides long. RefSeq lists its product as uncharacterized. Gene Ontology annotation, biological process: mRNA processing. NCBI's taxonomy places the organism in Eukaryota, Fungi, Basidiomycota, Tremellomycetes, Trichosporonales, Trichosporonaceae. Gene Ontology annotation, cellular component: catalytic step 2 spliceosome; precatalytic spliceosome; Prp19 complex. The record is from RefSeq and is a predicted model, not a curated record. The coding region runs from base 1 to 654 and encodes 217 amino acids. The transcript has 4 exons.